Messenger RNA from Sesamum indicum (sesame), 381 nucleotides. RefSeq lists its product as uncharacterized. Lineage: Eukaryota; Viridiplantae; Streptophyta; Magnoliopsida; Lamiales; Pedaliaceae. The record is from RefSeq and is a predicted model, not a curated record.
AUGGAGGACAUCAUUAAGGGAGGGCCAUGGUUGUUCCAAGGACAGUCUACCGUCCUCCAGCGUUGGGAACUGGGAAUAGCACUCAGGAAACAUAAACAUACUCAAGUGCCAGUGUGGAUUCAAUUGAGGCAUCUACCUGCGGAAUUCUGGAUGCCAGAUGGAUUUAGUGUUGUAGCCGGUGGAGUGGGGAAGCUGUUAUACCCUGAUGCUAUCAUGAAAGCAUGCACGAGACUAGAUUUCACUCGUUUAUGUGUGAUGCUUGAUGUUACUUCUAAACUACCGAAGCAAAUGGUGAUUUUAAUGCCUACUGAAGAUGGGGGCAAAGUGCCUUGUAGGGUGGACGUUAAAUGUGAAUGGCUACCUCUGAAAUAUUGCACAUGA